Molecule: messenger RNA, 927 nt
Organism: Chilo suppressalis (striped riceborer)
Lineage: Eukaryota; Metazoa; Arthropoda; Insecta; Lepidoptera; Crambidae
Source: the annotation of a GenBank genome assembly
CAGAAAACAACACAGACCUCCGUCAAAAUGAUGAAGCUGGUGGUGUUGUCUUGCCUGUUGGCCGCGGUGUCUGCUGGACUCAUCGCUCCGAUCGCUCCCAUCGCUUACACCACGUCUUACCUGGCGCCUUACAACUAUAGAGGCCCAUUCUCCCUGGCUCCUGGCCAGCCCGCUAACAUCUUGGCUGCUGACGGCAGGCCUUUGGAUACCCUGGAAGUGAACUUGGACCGCUCUGCUCACCUGACUGCCAAGGCCCUCGAAGGAGUCCACAUUCUGAAGAAGCGUUCUGCUCCCAUCAUCGCCGCUGCCCCCAUCGCUUACACCACGUCUUACCUGGCGCCUUACAACUAUAGAGGCCCACUCUCCCUGGCUCCUGGCCAGCCCGCUAAUAUCUUAGCGGCUGACGGCAGGCCUUUGGAUACUCUAGAAGUGAACUUGGACCGCUCUGCUCACCUGACUGCCAAGGCCCUCGAAGGAUUCCACAUUCUGAAGAAGCGUUCUGCUCCCAUCAUUGCCGCUGCUCCCAUUGCUUACACCACGUCUUACCUGGCGCCUUACAACUAUAGAGGCCCACUGUCCCUGGCUCCUGGCCAGCCCGCUAACAUCUUGGCAGCUGACGGCAGGCCUUUGGAUACCCUGGAAGUGAACUUGGACCGCUCUGCUCACCUGACUGCGAAGGCCCUCGAAGGAGUCCACAUUCUGAAAAAGCGUUCUGCUCCCAUCAUCGCCGCUGCUCCCAUCGCUUACACGCAGACCCUAGCUGCUCCCGCUCAUGUCGCCUACUCCACCCCCAUCGCCACUCCCCUGGCAGCCUCCUAUGGCUACAUAAACUCAUACAGCUCACCCCUUGUUCACUUAUAAACUGAAGCUACUACAGAAACCUGAUGUAAAUACGAACUACAAUUAAAUUCCAAUUUAUUAAAAUGA